Messenger RNA from Macrosiphum euphorbiae (potato aphid), 417 nucleotides. The record is from the annotation of a GenBank genome assembly. NCBI's taxonomy places the organism in Eukaryota, Metazoa, Arthropoda, Insecta, Hemiptera, Aphididae.
AUGCCUUUGGCGAACAUAACUCGCGUUGAGAAGUUUAGCUCAUGUCAUCGGCUCCACAGCAACAAUUUAAGUGAUGAAGAAAAUAUAAAAAUUUUUGGUAAAUGUAACAAUAAAAAUGGGCACGGACAUAAUUAUAAAGUUGAAGUCACAGUUAAAGGUCUAAUCGAUGAGAACACUGGCAUGGUUAUGAACGUGUCGGACCUAAAAAAGUAUAUUAACGUUGCUGUAAUGGAGCCAUUGGAUCAUAAGAAUCUGGAUAUGGAUGUACCUUACUUUAAACAUCAUGUCAGUACAACUGAGAAUGUAGCGAUUUUUAUAUGGAAAAGUUUGAAAGAUGUUAUGCAUAAUCCUAAUUUGUUGUAUAAAGUUAAAUUAUUUGAAACUGAUAAGAAUAUUGUUGUUUAUAAAGGUGAAUAA